GAGCAGGGCCCGGUUCCGCGGUCCCUUUAAGGCCGGAGCGGCGGCGCGGUGCCGAACUAUGGUGGUGCUGCCGGGCGGUGCGGCGGCGGGGCGCGGUUCCCUGGAGCCCUUCCCGAGGAUUGAGGACUGCCUGCCGCCGCUGGAGAGCUCCCCGUCCAAACGCUUCUCUCCCUCCAAGCGGAAGCAGUACUACAUCAACAAGGCCAUCCGCAACUCUGACCUCAUCCCUAAAGCCAAGGGGCGCAAGAGCCUGCAGAGGCUGGAGAACACUCGCUACCUGAUGUCGCUCCUGGAGCGAGAUGAAUGUGGCAGCAAUGAGGCAGAGCUCGCCCACUCUGCCACCCCAAGCAUCUUCACUGAGGCUUGCAGCAACGAGACCUACGUGGAGAUCUGGAAUGACUUCAUGAACCGGUCAGGAGAAGAGCAAGAGCGUGUCCUGCUUUACCUGGAGGAGGAGGCCAGGAAGAAGCAGAAGAGGAAGCUCUCCAGGCCCUUGAAGGAGAAAGAGAAGUGGAAAGAGCACCCUGCCUACACACCCAAGGAGUGCUUUCAGCGCAUCAGCCGCCGCCUGCGCUCCACCCUGAAGCGAGGCAGGAUCCCUAUGGGGAUGCUGGAGUGCCUGGAGGAGGAGCUGCUAACCUUCUUUUCUGUCACUCCACAUUCUGUGUACACUGCACUGAUGGACAACAGCUUUGAGCGACUCCUGCUCCACGCACUCUGCCAGUACAUGGACCUCGUCUCUGCCAGUUCGGAUAUCGAAGGGAAACGCCAAAUGAAAGUGAGCAACAAGCACCACGUCUUCCUGCCCCCAGAGCUGCUGCUGUCGGACUACCUGGAGCAGUUCAGCUGACAGCAAAGGGCUGCCCUGCCCCACGCUCAGCACGCUGAAGGCUUUGCUUGCCCACUGAUGGUCUCUGUGGGCACUGCUCCUUGUGACCUGCACAUGGGGCUCGUCCCUUCCCCGCUGCGUGGGCUGAGCCUCCCCGUGGGCACUGCAGUGUGUUGUGGGGCUGAAGAUGGGUCCUGGAAGGAGCCACACUUCCUGGCCCUGUCCAUAUGCCCACAGCCCGUGUGCUUUUAAUGAUGCCAAGCCCGUGGCAUGCUGCUGGGCUGGAUGCUUCUGGGCUCAGCCAGCGGAAGAGCCUCGGGACUGUGGGACAGCCCCGUGUGUGGCUGCCACGGAGGUGUCAGAACACAGCCCUGAGGCAGUGCUGGAGCUGGCUGUCCGCAGCCCCGGCUGCAUGGAGCAGGGCUGUUUUUAAAUGUAUCAUAGCUGUGUUUUUAUGCGUGUGUUUGUACGUGUGGGGGAGGGAGGGAGGGGGAAGGGAGAAGUGCUGUCCCCAGGUGAGUGGUGUGUGCAGCUGCCUGCAGCAGGCCGGGCCGUGAGCACCGAUGGUGCACUGUGUUUGUGUGUGUGUGUCAGAAAGGGGCGGCAUUGACGGCGGGGCAAUAAAAGUGUUGGUC
Messenger RNA from Gallus gallus (chicken), 1464 nucleotides. RefSeq names its product R3H domain containing 4 (gene R3HDM4). The record is from RefSeq and is a predicted model, not a curated record. Bases 59 to 850 code for a protein of 263 amino acids. Gene Ontology annotation, molecular function: nucleic acid binding. NCBI's taxonomy places the organism in Eukaryota, Metazoa, Chordata, Aves, Galliformes, Phasianidae. The transcript has 8 exons.